Messenger RNA from Aedes aegypti (yellow fever mosquito), 1011 nucleotides. RefSeq lists its product as uncharacterized. The transcript is spliced from 3 exons. Gene Ontology annotation, molecular function: N-acetyltransferase activity. The record is from RefSeq and is a predicted model, not a curated record. The coding region runs from base 268 to 984 and encodes 238 amino acids. Lineage: Eukaryota; Metazoa; Arthropoda; Insecta; Diptera; Culicidae.
AUGCUGCUACUCAAUUCUAUCGGUUCACCGUGAAAGCACGUCCCUUAGCUACUAUUUGCGAAGCUCUCAUCGCGCGAUUGAAAUACACCCGCCAAAUACCGGCAAACAUUCAGUCGCUGGGGAGCACUUUCCACCGGCAGUGACUGAGCGCAAAGUUUCGCUCACCCAUCGUUAUCAGUUCUACGUGAACUAGACGAGGAAGUGCAUUUCCGCAACUGUUCAGGAGUCCUUUAAAUUGUGAAAGUACCCUCAGGAUCAAGGUCGAGGAUGGUUUGGACGCGACCGGCGAAUGUUCCGUAUCCUUCGGUUUGGCACACCUUCCGGGCCAAGGACGUCGACAGUGACCAGAUGGUGAACUACGUGGUUCAGGAUCUACCGGAGGAACGCUUCGAGGAGGCCAUCGACCACAUGUUGAACAUCUUCAUCUACGACGAGCCGAUGUGCGAGGCCAAGAAGCUGGCCGAAGAUCCGGUGAGUGUGCAGGAAAUCCGCGACGUAUGGCGUGAACUUGUCCAGCAUCGGGUAGCCUUGAUCUGUUUCCGCGAGGGAUCCGACGAGAUUGCUGGCAUCAACAUGACGUACGUCUCCGACAAGGACGACAAGAAGGACUACACCUGCAAUGGAGAUCGCUGGCGGGACGUGCUCGACGCGGUGAUGUACUUCUCCGACCGAAGCAACGUGUUCGAACGGUACCAAGUGGACCAAUACCUGGCAGCGAUGGGACUAUCCGUAGUGCCCAAGUACCGUGGUCGAGGACUGGCCACGGAGAUCCUCCGGGCGCGGAUUCCACUGUGCAAGGCCGUCGGGUUGAAGGUCACUUCGACGGUAUUCACGGCCAUUGGGUCGCAAAUUCCGGCCGGUAAGGUCGGCUUCGAGGAUAACUACGUCAUGUCGUACGAAGAACUGGUCAAGGUCGACCCGAGGUUCGAAUUUCCUGGCAUUCCCGGUAAGUAUUGUAAGAGUAUGAGCUUGAAAGUCGAAUAAAGUGGGUCGAUUGUUGUAAAGAGGAAA